AUGAUCAACAACAGCAACAGCAGCAACAGCAGCAACAGCAACAGCGACCCAGUAAGGGCCGGGCUGCCAGCACGGCCAUGGCCAGGGCUACUCCCGACAUCCAAAUCAUUCGGCAACUUCGGGGAUGCAAACUGCAUGGAGCAGCUGCUAGUCCACUGCGCCAACGCGAUCCAGAGCAACGACGCCACUCUGGCCCAGCAGAUCCUCUGGGUGCUCAACAACAUCGCCCCUCCAGACGGCGACUCCAACCAGCGCCUCACUUGCGCAUUUCUUCGAGCACUUGUCGCGCGUGCCGCCAAGACGGGAACCUGCAAGAUCCUCGCCACCACCGCGGCCCGCUACUGCUACAACAACAACCUCCUCCCGCUCUCCACCCACCGCUUCUCCGCCAUCGAGCUCGCCACUUUCGUCGAUCUCACCCCCUGGCACCGAUUCGGCUUCACCGCCGCCAACGCCGCCAUCCUCGAUUCCAUCGAAGGCUACUCCUCUGUUCACCUCGUCGACCUCACCUCCACGCACUGCAUGCAGAUCCCCACCUUAAUCGACGCCGUCGCCUCCCGCUUCGAAUCCCCUCCGUUGAUCAAGCUCACCGUCGCCGCGCCCACCGACAGCAGCCUGCGCCCGCCCGUACUGGAUCUCUCCUACGAGGAGCUGGGUUCAAAAUUGGUCAACUUCGCCAGGUCGCGGAACGUCGCCAUGGAAUUCCGCGUGAUCCCUUCCACCCACUCCGACGGAUUCUCCACCCUCAUCGACCACCUCCGAAUCCACCACCUCCUCUACCCGGAAGCGACGCCGCCCGCCGCCGAGGCGCUGGUGAUUAACUGCCACAUGAUGCUGCACUACAUCGAGGACGAAUCGACGGCGACCAUCGCCUCGCCGUCGCCGAGGGACGCGUUCCUGAAGUCGAUCCGGAGCCUGGAGCCGACGGUGGUGGUGGUGGUGGACGAGGACGUCGAGCUGACGGCGGGGAACCUGGUGUGCCGGCUGAGGUCGGCGUUCAAUUACUUCUGGAUCCCGUUCGACGCGGUGGACGCGUUCCUGCCGGCGGCGGGGAGCAAGCAGCGGCAGUGGUACGAGGCGGAGGUGUGCUGGCGGAUCGAGAACGUGAUCGCGCAGGAAGGGAUGCAGAGGGUGGAGCGGGCGGAAGGGAAGGCGCGGUGGGUGCAGCGGAUGCGAAACGCUGCGUUUAGGGAGGCGGCGUUUGGGGAGGAUUGCGUGGCGGAGGUGAGGGGGAUGCUUGGGGAGCACGCCGCCGGGUGGGGCCUGAAGAAGGAGGAAGAGGAUCAGCUCGUGCUGACCUGGAAAGGCCACAAUGUCGUCUUCGCUACUGCUUGGGUUCCUGCUUAA
This is a messenger RNA of Linum tenue, 1347 nucleotides long. The record is from the annotation of a GenBank genome assembly. Lineage: Eukaryota; Viridiplantae; Streptophyta; Magnoliopsida; Malpighiales; Linaceae.